AUGGCUGACACAUACACAGAGGACAAGGGCCGGAGUCUAGGACUGAAUGGCUGGGUGAAGAACACCAGGCAGGGCACAGUAAUUGGUCAAGUCCAAGGACCACAUGAUCAGGUUCAUGAAAUGAAACACUGGCUGAAGAAUGUUGGCAGUCCAAGCUCUCGGAUCAACCGGGCUGUAUUCUCCAAUGAGAAGGAUAUUUCCAAAUUGGAGAUUCACGGUUUCUCAACGCGCUACUGAAUUGAGAGAUUCUGACAUCACCUCAAGUCCGCAUGUAAACAGGACUUCAAAAAGUAUGACAAGCUUUGUUUGUCAAAAAU
Molecule: messenger RNA, 317 nt
Organism: Thalassophryne amazonica
Lineage: Eukaryota; Metazoa; Chordata; Actinopteri; Batrachoidiformes; Batrachoididae
Product: acylphosphatase-2-like
Exons: 3
Coding region: 1-237 (78 amino acids)
Molecular function (GO): acylphosphatase activity
Source: RefSeq, a predicted model, not a curated record